GCUUCUCCUCCAACUCCCACUAGAAAACAAACUAACUAAAGCACCCAUUGACGGCUUACAGCUAAUACGUGGAGAUCCGUGUACAAUUAUGUUACUAAUACUAUUGAGUGUCCUGUAGCUCUCUAAAAUGUAUGAUAUACCCGUAAAUGCUCCAUUGUUCGUACCGGAUGUGUUAUAUAUCGCUUCAUCCUCGGCGUUUCGAGCAGUCUGGCUCCAGUGACCACCCCUACUGAGCCGCGGGUCAGAAAGUUGCCGCACUGCAUGAAGCGGUCAGGCCGGGCAGUCCCGUCCGAAGCUUGUCCGUCUCACAAGGCAUGGUAGGAACUGCCAGUACAGUGUGCAGUGCAUGGGCCAGGCGCCUGCCCGCAGGGAGGAAGUCCACAUCUCGUGCGAUCGUCGCUCUGCCUCAGCUUGAUGACCCUGACUCUGUUUCUCGUCGCAGACUCUCGCGAGGGGCUGCUUACCCUCACCAUGGCAUAAAUAUUAUGUAGAGUGUGGUGUGCCAGAGUAUGUAGAGUGUGGUGGCACUGGCAGUGGUGUGCCAGAGUAUGUAGAGUAUGGGCCAGGUAGACACCCACAUCCUCCCCUCGUUUCCCGUCAUUCUUGCCAGCACGGAUAAUAAGCACAGCCAAAAUUCUUAUUGUGGGUCAUCGCUCGCUCACUCUGACACCAGGCCUCGCCAAGGCACUACUGGACUGGUUCAACAACCCUGGGCAAGUGACUUAGUCUGUGUACACUGUAUCAUGAGUCGUAGUCCCUUGAUAGCUAGGCAUCACACUCACAAGUCACAGGUCUAGGUUCUAGCAUGUGGUGACAGCAAGUGCAUGUAUCGUCCUGUGCAUCUGAAACAAAGCACUUGGGCCAGUUGGGGAAAUGUUAUAGUUUUCGAGUGUUUUCCACAUGCAGUAUUGUUCUCGCGCUGCUGCUGUGACAGGUACUGCCAGAGUUGACGGAGUAUGAAAAUAAAACGAGGUGCAAGUCAUAGCAGUACGAGUGAGCGAAGUCUUGGCAGGUCAGUCAGAAACGCACCAAAAACUGUCAUCUGCGCACAUCUUUAUCUGUAUACGUCGAUGUCUACGUCUAGCUACAAACGCGCUUACCUCUGUUGCCGUAGCUAGCUGGAUCUCCCUCCUCGUAACUGCGCUGCACAACGUGGAUUGGAGUGUGAUGUGAGCAAGUGAAGACGUAAAUGCUCGCUUGGCUCGUGGGCUCGGCAGCCCUGUCUCACCCAUUCAAAAAAAUAUUUCAGUGCUCUUGCACAGAACGCGGCUACAAGCUACCCCAGUGAACGACCUCCUGAGCUGGAGCUGUUUUGGGCUGCGCUACUCCAGCAACUUGAAGCGAGAAUUGAAUUGCCUGCAAGCUAUAAUAAAAAUUCACCAGCAGUGGUAGCGUAGGUCUACGAGCAGAAACAGCACUGGUCGAGGCCUAGGACGUGAGACGACAAUACGCUUCUGUAAAGUUACUGGCGAGAUCGGCCUGCUAGCUGCUAGCAGUAUUGUCGAGUGGCAUUGCCAAUCCUUUAUGAACACCAGCUGCAAUGAGCUCUCGCAGCAGAUUCUACCAGCCCGUCGAUGAGGAUGUCGACGGAGGAGGUGUUGCUCAGUCACUCAGUUUUGCAGCAUCUAGCCCCAGCACUACUAGCACUGGCAGUGGAGGAACUGAGAAGCGUCUGGGUAGGAAAAGCUGGCGGACGAUGGGAAUACGCCUGAACACCGAAAUGACCUUGCAGAACAUCCGCAUCACCGAUGUUCGCCUCGGCUCCGGUUCGUUUGGUGCUCGCGACGUUCGCGCGGCCGAGUGGUGCGGCACUCGCGUGGCAGCCAAAACCUUGUUGCCACCCAAGGAAGAGUACCCAAACUCGCCUGCCGAGUCGUCGCUCGACUUCGGACGUAACAUUACUCCAUAUCAGCGUCGCGUGCUGCAAGAAUGUAACCUGAUGGGUCGCCUGUGUCAUCCGCACAUUGCCCAGCUCCACGGUGUGUUUAUCGACACCGACGGUCGGCCAGUCAUCAUCAGCGAGCUGCUGUCGGAAAGCCUUGCGCAGCGCAUUGCCUUUGGUCCGCGCUUGUCAUUCCGAGAUGUGCUGGAUGUGAGCACACAGGUGUUGAGCGCCCUGACCUACUUGCACAGUUUGCCUCAUCCAGUCGUGCAUGGCAGCCUGUGCAGCAGCAAUGUCCUGAUGAGCAUCUCCGGAGUUGUCAAACUGACUGACACGAACUUGGCACUGGCCAAGUUGUACUGUCCUUCAUCCAGUCAUUCCAGCAGUGCUAACCCCCCUCAGCUAGACGUGCCAGCACAGCAACACCAGCGUGGUGGUGGUGGCUCGCCGUCAUCGUUGUCAUCGUCCUGUGCUCAGCACAGCGAGAAUGCUGAGCGCUACCUGCCGCUGCUGUCACUGCGAGACUGCUACGAGACCAGCGUGGAUUGCUUCUCGUUUGCCGUCCUGCUGAUGGCAAUGCUGCUGCAUCGUGAGCCGCUCGUCACUGCCAGACCGCAUGCUACACCAAACGCAUCCACCACCACUGCCGGCAUGAGCACUGUACUCGUGAGUGAGUUGGAACGACGAGCUGAUGAUCUGGAGGCGCUGCGUCAAGUCGCACCGCUCAUUGAACCUCUGGUUACGGUCUGCAUCGACGAUGGCUUCAUGCAUACCAACGGCCAUCAGUCGCCGGGCCAUGCCAGCUCGUCGCGGCCCAGCAUACACGAAAUCCGCAAGAACGUGGAAGGCAUCAAGUCGUCAGACGAAUACCAUCGCUGGCCGUGUACGCUUGGCUCACCUUUCUUGCACGGUGCGCAGCGGCAAGUUGAACUGGAAGCCACGCUCCGCACCCUGCAGCAACAGGUCGAGGUAACGGUGAAUGCGGCACAGGUAGCACUGGACGAGCAGAGCGACAAGAUGUCGCAACAUGUCAAACACCUAGCCGGCGAGCACACGGCACAGGUGACUCGAUUACGCAAGCGCCUCAGCGAAGCCCGGCUACGCGUGCAGCAGGCACAUGCCGCCGAGGCACAGGAGCGACGGGAGAGACGCAUGGCCGAGUCGGCGCGCGACAGCCUCACCAAGCAACUGGACCAGCUGCGGGCGGGCAGCGGCAGUCCGCGAUCGCUGACCAUGUCCAGUCGCCAUGGACACAGUGAUGUUGAUGCAGGUGAUGAGGGUUCUAUUGAUGGUUGCGAGAUGCUGUCGCCGCUGCGGCCCAAUGGUAUCACACACACCAGCUCACUGGCACUGGAUGAGAUGGAUCUGGGUGCUCCCGACUACUCCGAGCUAUCAAUGGAAGUGUCCGUACAAGUGCCCAACGAUGGAGCCAAGCUUGUAUCUGUUGAAGACACCGUUACAGUUCAGGAGAUUAUCGAGACACUGUGUGAAGUGAAUGGCCUGUCUGAUCCCGAAGGCUACUGUAUGUACAUAGAUGAAGACAACUUUGGAGCUACCAAGGCCACUGCCAAGUCGCACAAGUCCUCUAGAGGAAGGAAAUUCGACAUCUGGAAGCGGAAAUCGUCCGCAGAGGAACCACAACUUACGCAUGGUGCUGUCCUGAAUAAUGAGUGUACACUGGACCAGCAAGGCAUAUGCCCACAUCCACAACUGCUGCUGCAUCUCAAAAGACGAUCUGAGAUCAUGGCAAACUCUGAUCUUGACAGUGCCGAGACACUCUCUAUUGAUGAUGAAUCUGAUAACGAAUUCAUCAAGUGCAAGGACGAACUGGCUGAGGGUAGACUAUUGUGUACCCACAAAGAGGCAGUAAAUAUGCUUGCCUUUUUCGCUCAAGCCAUGUACGGCAGUCAGAGUCAGUUGAACAAAGAUCAACUGAAAGGGAUCGCGGAGGCGAUGAAGGAUGCAGUGACUUGUGUUUCUCUGAAAACGAAGCAUGUCAAGAAACUCAUGCAUCAAUACUCUAUGCUCACCGGCAUGUCUUUUAACCAAGCCAAGAAGCGCUUUGUACAGCUCUGCAAGGGUCUGCAAACGUACAAUGCUCGCGUCUACCAUGUCAAGGAGCGCGUAUCGAAAAAGGAGAAGGGGAAGCAGUGUAUUCUUGCGCUGACGCCUCGCAAUAUGUACAAGUUGGAUGAAAAGACCAAGGAGAUUCUUGCCACUUGGGCAAUGAAGAACAUCUUCAGAGCACACGCUACAGGAGAGCUUCUAACCAUUGAGGCGUACCAUACACCGACUCUUAUCGUGUCAACCAGCGAGUCAUCGGACAUUUCUGCCUUCAUUCACCAGUAUCACCAUGGCCUUGCACCGGAGCAGCAUAGCGUGACACCGUCGUUGACAGUCACCGAGCCAACACCGAAACACUCUCCGCUGCGCCAGACCUUGUCCAAUAACACCAUCGUACACUCGUCACCCAAGAACUCACCACGGCUUGCUCAGCAGCUCUCCAUACGCCGUACAGAGUCGGCCACUGUGAUUCGCAAGGUCAGUCCAGGGAUACGCGUCAGUCAACGCAGUAGUGACAGCCAAGAAGCGUUGCACCGCAUACGUUCACAGUCUACGUCGUCCGCCACCAAGCCAGUUAACCUUCCGAAGAAGAAGAAACCGCUGAAGGCGUCCCCAACCGAAGGUGACUCUGAUUCCAGCGAAGACACACGCGCUGUUGUUGGCUCAUUACCCACGUUCGGUGGCAGUAAUCCCUUGCUUUCCAGCACAGGGCGAAACCAUCAUCACCACCAUCACCAUCACAAUCAUGGCCAGGUAUCUAGUCCACACAAAGUGAAGUAGACAAUAGCCACACUUCUUACUUCAUCUUUUGAUGCUGUUCCGCUCUCUGUCAAUACUCGUUCUCACUCUCGCAUUCUCUCUCUCUCUCUCUCUCUCUCUCACACACACACACACACACACACACACACACACACACACACACACACACACACACACACAUACACACACACACACCAUGUACCAUACACACACACACACACACACACACGCCAUGUACCAUACACACACACACACACACACACACACACACACACACACACACACACACACACACACACUCCGUCUCAGCCGGCUUCCAGGCCCUCCUCAGGCAUAGAGAUAUACCGGCAAGGAGGAUACGUCUAUGCAUUUUUACAGAAACACUCUGUUUUUGGCCAGACUUGAUGAAACAUUUUCUUGACGCCCCUAUGGAAAGCUUGAUCUAUCCCGUCUUGUCUAAAUACCUGUGUGCAUGUUUGAGUCCAGAUCUUUCAUGGCCUCUUUACAGCACAUCAAGUCUGUGCAUAAAAUCAUACUGCGUGUCUUGCUUGAGGACAUGAUUAUGUGUGUGUUGGACCCCUGCCCUUUCAUGCUUACACGUCAACCAAUGCUACAAAUUGUUUUACCACUUAACCCCCCCCCCCCCCUCAGUUUUCAGAGUUCAUCCACACAUUUUCCAUACAUGUAUAUGACCGAUCAGCAUCUUCUUCCCUGUUUCCCAGCUGAGGACAGCUUGCUCCGAACAACUGCAACUGAUACUUGCUCAAGUAGUCAGCUGGUCAUGAAGCUUCAUGCAUCAAACUACAUGUACUUGCAUUCAUUUUGAACCGUAACUCAAAUCUCCUUUGAAACUAUUAUCAUCUAUACCAGCUUUGAUAUGAUAUCAAAAUUAAUUAUAAUUUUACUUAUGAAGAUCUCUCCAUUUCCUGUCAGAAAUUUCUAAUAUAUCGCUUCUGCCAAAGGAACAUCAAAGGCCGUCCUGUUCUUCACCGGCGGUUGCGCGCUAGA
This is a messenger RNA of Sycon ciliatum, 5713 nucleotides long. RefSeq lists its product as uncharacterized. Lineage: Eukaryota; Metazoa; Porifera; Calcarea; Leucosolenida; Sycettidae. Bases 1541 to 4726 code for a protein of 1061 amino acids. Gene Ontology annotation, molecular function: ATP binding; protein kinase activity. The transcript has 15 exons. The record is from RefSeq and is a predicted model, not a curated record. Gene Ontology annotation, cellular component: cytoskeleton; plasma membrane. Gene Ontology annotation, biological process: protein phosphorylation; cell-cell adhesion.